Anolis sagrei ordinatus is the source of this 1943-nucleotide messenger RNA. It is a transcript of the gene MCAT, whose product is annotated as malonyl-CoA-acyl carrier protein transacylase. Gene Ontology annotation, molecular function: transferase activity. NCBI's taxonomy places the organism in Eukaryota, Metazoa, Chordata, Lepidosauria, Squamata, Anolidae. The record is from RefSeq and is a predicted model, not a curated record.
CCGCGCGCAAUUCCUUGGUACGCGGGCGGUUGCCGUAGCAACAGGCGGUGUGUUCCUCGUGCGGCGGCCUAGUCCUUCUGGCCAUGGCGUGGCGGGGCACGUUGGUGGCGGCGAGAAGGUGGCUGAGCCGGGCCAGGAGCGCGAAGGAGGACGGGAGGGUGCAGGCCCUGCUGGAGGGCGCCCUGGUGGAGAAGGAAGAGGGGGAGGGAGAGGAGGAGAGCGCAGGCGAAGGGCUCCGGGGCCCGCGGCGCUCCCCGCAGGACACCUCGGUGCUGCUCUUCCCAGGCCAAGGCAGCCAGUUCGUGGGGAUGGGACAAGGCCUGCUGCGCUACCCCAGCGCGAGGGAGCUCUUCCGCGCGGCCGAGGAGGUGCUGGGCUACGACCUCCUGGGCCUCUGCCUCCACGGGCCUAAGGCCCAGCUGGACCGCACCGUCCACAGCCAGCCCGCCGUCUUCGUCGCCUCCCUGGCCGCCGCGGAGAAGCUGCACCACCUGGAGCCCUCGGUAGUUGAAAAUUGUGUCGGAGCUGCUGGUUUCAGCAUUGGAGAAUAUGCAGCCCUUGUUUUUGCAGGAGCCAUUGACUACCCAGAAGCCUUAUAUGCAGUAAAGGUGCGUGCUGAAGCGAUGCAAGAGGCCUCCGAGGCUGUCCCGAGUGGAAUGCUGUCUGUCAUUGGCCGGAAUAACUCAGAUUAUUUUGCUGCUUGCUUUGAAGCUCGCGAAUACUGCAAGUCAGUGGGAAUAGAAAAUCCAGUAUGUGAAGUUUCAAAUUAUUUGUUCCCAGAUAGCAGAGUCAUUGCAGGACAUUUGCAGGCUUUGGAAUAUUUACAGAAAAAUUCUAAGAAAUACGCAUUUGCACGGGUAAAAAUACUGCCAGUUAGUGGUGCUUUCCACACUCGCCUUAUGGAAUCUGCCAUGGAACCUUUGUCUGAAGCCCUCAAAUCAAUUACCAUUCGACAGCCUCUUAUCUCUGUCUAUUCAAAUGUGAACGGCCAAAAAUAUACGAACUCAAAACAGAUCCAGCAAUUGUUAGUGAAGCAAUUGGUUUUGCCAGUGAAAUGGGAACAAACAAUACAUGCUAUCUAUGAAAGGAAAAAAGGAACAGCUUUUCCUUGCUCAUAUGAAGUUGGUCCUGGGAAGCAGCUAGGAGCAAUCCUUAAAAGUUGCAAUUUGAAGGCUUGGAAAUUCUACAAAAAUAUUGACGUUUCAGAAGACGUUGCAAAAGACAACACAUAAAUUUGCCUGCAGGAGAUGUGUUCAUGGUACAUUCUGCUCAUUUGCUUUUAAGUAGAUUUGCCGAGAGCUGCAAAUGACAUCCUAAUCUCACCUUGAGGAAUGUGGAUUCUUGUCCUCGGCACAGGGAGUGCUGCGCACUUUCACUGCUGGUAUCAGGUUUGUACUCAGUUACUGUGAAGAGAAUAAUUACUUGUUGUCAUACGAGCUGAAGUAAUGUCCAGAGUCACUCUGGGUGCCACUUGGUCAAAUGGACAAAUAUACCCACAAUCUUCUACAAAUGAAUUAUUCCAGUGAUGGAUGUCAACAUGAUCCAUAGAGUUGGGUUGGUUUGCUGUAUUGUUUUUGACUUUGAAGAAUCAUUGAUAUUAAAAAUGCUUUAAACAUUGAUUUGUUUUGCAUUGCAUCAGCGGGUGGGAAUUUCACUUGGUAAAAGAAUAUUCCUAGUGUGUGUACAACAGAAAACAGGAUAUCCUUUUCUAGUAUGUUCUUCCUGGGGCAAAUGCAUUGGCCUAGUGGUUCUUCCCAGUUGUAUUUUUGAAAGCUGUGUUUUGAGAACCGUAAUGAUCUGUAUCUGUUGAAAGACAAAGAAUUUCGAAGGAGGUAGUCAGAAUAAUUUAUUGGUAUUGUUCACUGUUUAUGGAUUAGAAUAUCUACUUUAAGUGGUGUCUCUGAAAAUAAAGAGCAUCUCUUGUAUACCUUGUAAGAGACAAA